This is a messenger RNA of Fusarium tjaetaba, 1479 nucleotides long. Its product is annotated as transcriptional activator Mut3p. The transcript has 3 exons. The record is from RefSeq and is a predicted model, not a curated record. NCBI's taxonomy places the organism in Eukaryota, Fungi, Ascomycota, Sordariomycetes, Hypocreales, Nectriaceae. The coding region runs from base 1 to 1479 and encodes 492 amino acids. Gene Ontology annotation, molecular function: zinc ion binding; DNA binding. Gene Ontology annotation, biological process: DNA-templated transcription.
AUGUCGACAGGUCCGCCUUCGGGCAUAUCCCUGGUGUCAACGACCACUCCACGCAAGUCAGGACAGCAUACACCAGAAUCGUGGUCAAAAUGGACACACCCAUCUGUCGAGCCCUUGUUCACAAAGCGUUUCAUGAAGCCUCUUCCAUCUUGGACUGAGACAUUCUCCCUCGUCAGUGAAUUCUUCACUCAUGAACACCAAGUCUUCCCAUGCUUCAAUGCACCGGUAUUCAUGUGUCUACUAGGCCAACAGUACUCAGGUGCAUGUACUGAGAGUCCAGCGUGGUGGGUUUCACUCAACUCUGUACUUGCAAUCGCGCAGCGUCGUCGGGCGGAGGCAGCUCAAUCGGCAGAAGCAGAGGAUCUAGCCUGGGCUUAUGCAUCGAAUGCACUCGCCGGGACAUGGGAUGUUCUCAUGCGUAGUACACAGUUGUCUUCUGUUCAGGCUCUGCUAGCCAUUGCCUGGUUCUUUAUUGGAACACCAAACCCGCAGCCCAGCUUCAUGCUCGUUGGCUGCGCUGUGCGUCUUGCGCACUCAAUAGGUAUACAUGUCGAGAGCCAGGAUCCGUCCGUAAGUCCAGCAGAAGGAAAUAUGAGAAAGAAGGUCUUUUGGAUCGCGAUUUGUCUAGACCGGGAACUGUGUCUCCGAACUGGAAGGCCCCCUUGUCAUGAUCUCAACGCUGCCUAUGUUGACCCACCAAUGGGUUCCUUGGAUGAAACGGAAAUAAUCAAGACCGUCGAGGGGCAUGAACUCAACCUCUUCAAAGAUUCUGUGGCGGACCUACUCCAAAAGCUGGAGAAUUGGCGCGCUGAAUUUGCACCGUCUCUUACUCAUGAUUCUGCUACGAGGUGCGAGCAUCAUGGGCUGAUGCGGCUGUACUUUUCCUACUACAAUGCUGUCAUCGUUGUGAGCCGCGCACACAGCCUAACUUACUGGGUAUCGCCAAAUCACCCAGCAGCUUCAGCCCUCCCUUCAAAGAUGAGAGACUCCAUAGAGAAUUGUCUCAACGCGUCCCGAUGCAUUAUUGAGUUAAGCAAGCUCAUACCAGUCACAUGGAAGAGCUUUCAGUGGGAUAUUAUUCCAAUACCAAUGAGCGCUGUUGUUAUUCUCUGUAUCAUGGCAAUUCGGAAUCCUACGAAUGAGUUUGCGACAAAUGACAUGCACUCUGUUGGUGACGUCAUGCAGAUUUUUAAAACACUAGACGAGGCGUACGGAAAUACCUACUUGACUCAAGUCCAAAAGGUCUGCCAAGAACUAUACAGAAAGGCUCGUUACGCUGUGCAAUCUUCAAAUGCACAAUCAGUUGGGUCUAUUAAUGUAGUGACUCCUGCUCUUCAAGACAACCAGGAAGAAAGUCACCAGACACAUUAUACUGACAACAUGUUUGAGUUCAAUCUGGAUGCCUUUGAGCAGUCGAUGCCUUAUCCACUGCCGAUGGUUUGGGACUUGGAUACAUCACUGUGGACUUCAAUUAUAUAG